Messenger RNA from Rhipicephalus microplus (southern cattle tick), 447 nucleotides. RefSeq lists its product as uncharacterized. Lineage: Eukaryota; Metazoa; Arthropoda; Arachnida; Ixodida; Ixodidae. The record is from RefSeq and is a predicted model, not a curated record.
GGUCCGAUCGUGAUCGCACCCCAGGGGCCCUCGUAUCCGCCUCCUCCUCCGCCCCUACAUCCACCCCCACCGCCUCCUCCACCCCAGCAGCCGUCUUCGAGCGUCCCGGAAGUGAUGGCCAUCAUGGCGAUGAUGCGCCAUUUCACAACCAUGGGUGGUGCCUACGACGAGGACGACGCGUCGAGCGAGGAAGAACGCAUGGAGGCGGCCAAGGAGAAAAAGAAGCAGAAGAAGAAGGAGAAGCGAAAGAGGAAGAAAGAACGCGCGAAGGAGCGGGCGCGACGCGAGAAAGUGCGCAAGGAGGCCGAGAAGCAGAGAGAGGAGCUCCUGAAGAAGCAAAAGGAAGAAGAGGCGAAAAAGAAGCAAAACCUAUCACUGCAGUCAAAGCGCAAUAUCAACCGACGCAAGACCAUAGCGAACGCCGGCUUCAACGAAGAUAUGACUUAG